This is a messenger RNA of Lactuca sativa (garden lettuce), 2089 nucleotides long. RefSeq names its product LEAF RUST 10 DISEASE-RESISTANCE LOCUS RECEPTOR-LIKE PROTEIN KINASE-like 1.1. Gene Ontology annotation, biological process: protein phosphorylation. NCBI's taxonomy places the organism in Eukaryota, Viridiplantae, Streptophyta, Magnoliopsida, Asterales, Asteraceae. The record is from RefSeq and is a predicted model, not a curated record. Gene Ontology annotation, molecular function: ATP binding; protein kinase activity.
AUGAUUCUGGCCAUCUUUUUUGCCUCUGUUCUUCUCUCUUGUUUGCCUUUUCUUCACUCUGCUACAGACCACAACAUUUCCAAAUCUAUCUGCCCAAAAGAUUUCAUUUGCCCAAAUUUUUCCCCAUUCACGUACCCAUUUUAUAAUACCACUGACACCAAUUGUGGGUUGAUCAAGGUCAACUGUACAUCAUAUGGUGGGGAAAUUGAAAUUGGAGGAGAGUCACAUGAGAUUGUUUCCAAGUAUGUGUCAGAUCCUCUGGUCAUGAUCCAUAACAAAACGUUUGAAAGACUUGUAAAUGAGACAAAGUGCGAGGCACUUGCGUAUAACUUCACUUCUCCGAGUCCUCUUUUGUAUUCGAUUUCAAUCCUACCCUUCAUCACUCUCUACAAAUGUACAAAUCAUACCAAUUCUAUAAAUGCCUCAAAAUACUUUCAACAACAUAAUUAUAGUGGAUACGACAGAUGCAAUGAUCAUGAUUUCUACUAUGAUUAUUCAAUGAUCAGCUAUGCAGAAUUUCUACCUGAUCUUCCGCCUACAUGUCAAGUAAUACAGCUUCCUGUGAAAUUUCGAGGGCCAAAUGAUCCUCAAGUACCUGACACUACCAACAUAUUUUCUAUUCUUGGUUCCACGUUCUCUGUUUCAUUUAACUUGUCAACUCCCUGUCAUAAGUGUCAUCAGGAAGAUGGCCAGUGUAAUAUUCACAAUGGAUUGUUUCAGUGUUUGGAUGCCAAAAAGGAAAAACAACGCAGAAAACUUAAGCUGACUCUAGGUGUUGCAGGAUCCUCCUUCAUCCUCAUACUCUUUCUUGUCAUCUUCAUAACAUGGGGCCGCUACAAGACAAACCCUUUUUCCUAUUUCUCAUCAAAAGACAAAUCACCAAACGCUGAAGAUGGGAGUACUCUCUUCCAUGGCGCCUCUGUUUUCUCCUACACUGAACUCGAAGAUGCCACCAGACAUUUUGAUCCAACUCGGGAAUUAGGGAAUGGAGGUUUUGGAGCUGUUUACUAUGGUAAACUCCAAGAUGGGAGAGAAGUUGCAGUGAAGAAACUCUACGAGCACAACUACAAAAGAGUACAACAAUUUGUGAAUGAGGUUAGAAUCCUCACCAGAUUACGCCACCCCAACCUUGUGGUGCUCUAUGGUUGCACUUCUAGACAAAGCCAUGAACUUCUCCUUGUGUGUGAGUACAUUUCCAAUGGGACACUUGCUGAUCACCUCCAUGGAAACCGAGCAAAUGCAAGCUUACUACCAUGGCCAUUACGGAUGAACAUUGCCAUUGAAACUGCCAGAGCUCUAGUGUACCUUCAUGCCUCUGAAAUCAUACACCGAGAUGUUAAGACUAGUAACAUUCUUCUUGAUCAUAAUUUUAGUGCGAAGGUAGCAGAUUUUGGGCUCUCAAGGCUCUUACCAGAUGAUGUCAAUCACGUGUCUACAGCUCCUCAAGGAACCCCAGGAUAUUUGGAUCCCCAAUAUCACCAUCGUUACCAAUUAACAGAUAAGAGUGAUGUUUACAGCUUUGGAGUGGUCUUGAUCGAACUGAUAUCAUCGAUGGUGGCUGUUGAUUUAAAUAGGUCUCAAGACGAGAUUAGUUUGGCUAAUCUGGCUUUAAACAAGAUCCAAAGAUGUGCGUUAGAUCAAUUGAUCGACCCGGUUUUAGGAUCCGAUUCAGAUCGUGAAGUCAUGAGGAUGGUUACAUCAGUAGCAGAGUUGGCUUUUCAGUGUUUACAGUUUUAUUCAGAAAUGAGGCCUACAAUGAAUGAGGUGUUGGACGUGUUGGAGGAUAUUCAAGCCCAGGGGAGAAUAGAUGCUGAAGAGUCGAAAACCCUAAAACCGCCAACUCGGUCGGAAAACACUGAUACGACGGUUUUGUUGAAAAACUUCCCGCCUUCGCCGGUGUCCGUUACUGGUGAAUGGCAUAGCGAUAGCACUGGAUCAACUACACUAAGCAUCAGAUAGAUUGGAGAUGAAGAAUCGUAUAAGAACAUAGGACAGAUUUCUGUUAAAUUUAUCCAUCGCUUCUACGCCCUAAGUAUAUAAAGUUUUGAUGAGAUCAUUAAUGUAUACCAUCGACUAGUAGCUUCAAAAA